Messenger RNA from Penicillium arizonense, 312 nucleotides. RefSeq lists its product as uncharacterized. Lineage: Eukaryota; Fungi; Ascomycota; Eurotiomycetes; Eurotiales; Aspergillaceae. Bases 1 to 312 code for a protein of 103 amino acids. The record is from RefSeq and is a predicted model, not a curated record. The transcript has a single exon.
AUGGCCGCGAAAGUUGAUCCUACUUUGUCGGCUCUGUAUGAGGUUGGAGCUGCGAAGUCAGACUCCAGCGGGCAUGUUCAAAAUCUGGGACUGAGCCGGGAGGCCCUAUAUGGAGUGGAAUGCGAGACACUCAAUGCAGCCUUGCCCCGACUUGACGAGCGUCUGAGCGACUUGGAUAUUGAUCCAUACUGCACCGCUCCAAUACUUUCUCCGGAUAAGUGGUCGGGGAUCAUGAAUGCUGUACCGACCUUUGAAGGCAACGCUUCACAUGCUGAUGUGGUCCAUGGUGGGAACAAGCCAGCCAAACUCUAG